Hevea brasiliensis (rubber tree) is the source of this 2970-nucleotide messenger RNA. RefSeq names its product chromatin assembly factor 1 subunit FAS1. Bases 216 to 2756 code for a protein of 846 amino acids. Gene Ontology annotation, cellular component: nucleus; CAF-1 complex. NCBI's taxonomy places the organism in Eukaryota, Viridiplantae, Streptophyta, Magnoliopsida, Malpighiales, Euphorbiaceae. The transcript has 12 exons. The record is from RefSeq and is a predicted model, not a curated record. Gene Ontology annotation, biological process: nucleosome assembly.
AAAUCCCCCAAAACAAAAAAAAAAAAAAAGGAUAUUUAAAAAACUCAAAUAGUUCAUGGCUACCCAUAAAUCUCCCUGACACAGAAAUGGUGGUUCUGGCUUGAGACUUGAUACUGGAUCUCACAAACGCUGUCGUUUCGUUUCGCUUGCUCUCUCUCUGCCAUAAAAGAUCUCUCUGUUUGCAUUAGGGUUUUGCUUUUACACAAGCAAAGCAAAUGGCGGACCCCUCGAACAUGGUCGUCGACGUAGACGCUGAGCCAGAUGCCAAUGCCCUAGUUCAGCCCAGGAAAACCCUCAAGCGAAAGCGACCAUCUUCAACCUCAACGGCGCUGGCCUUCAACUUAACGAUUGACCAGAAGGCAGCCCAAAUCGAAGCCCUUAACAAAGAACUCGAAGGGCUUUUUGGAUAUUACAAACAAGUGGUGAAUCAGAAAGUGGGGUGUGGUUUUUCUUUAGAUUCGGGUGCAAAUGAUGGUAAUACGCUGAAUGGGAUGGUGGGCUUAUUGAUGGAGGAAAGCGACUUGCCUCUGUCGAAAUUGGUGGAUGUGAUUUAUAGAAAGUUGGUGGGGGAGAGACUGAAGGACAAUGUGAGUGUUACGGUGGCGGUGGUCAAGAGUGCGGUGUUGUUUGUAGGGCAGAGAGUGAUGUACGGAGUGCCUAAUGUGGAUGCUGAUGUUUUGGAGGAUGAGACUCAGGCUUGUCUCUGGUGUUGGGAGACAAGAGAUCUAAAGCUGAUGCCAAAAAAUGUGCGUGGUGCAUUGACAAUUCGGCGAAUGUGUAGGAAAAAGAUCCAAGAGAGAAUUAGUGCUGUUUCUGCAAUGAUAUCUGCUUUACAAAAGUUAGAGAGUGAUCAGACUUGCACAACUGAUUUGAUGAGAGCAUCAGAAAAGCUUGGUAAAGUGUUACAAGAGGCAGAUAUCCGUUUGUUAGUGGAUAGUAUGUUGCAGAAGAAUGGUGCAGAGAUGGCUGGCAAGGAAGCAAGACGAGAGCAGAAAUUGCUCAUCAAACAACUGGAGAAAAAUAAAAAAGAAGCUGAAAAGGAGAAAAAGAGGAUGGACCUUGAACUUCAAAAGGAAAAGAGGCAAACUGAAAAGGAGCAAAAGCGAUUGCAGGAGGAGGCAGAAAAGGAUGAAAAACGUCGUGAAAAAGAAGAGUCCGAAAUGAGGAGGCAUCUAAGAAAGCAGCAAGAGGAAGCUGAAAAAGAACAACGGCGUAGAGAGAAGGAAGAAGCUGAACUGAAAAAGCGAAUUGCUAUACAGAAGCAAGCUUCAAUCAUGGAACGCUUUAUUAAAAGAAGCAAAAGUAAUUCACCAUGUCAAAAUGAAGAGGCUUUAACAAAGAUGCCCGCACCUGAUUUGAAAAGCAAGCAUAGUGAGAAGAUGCCAGGAGCAGUUACUGUAGCGAUGGACCAUACUCUUUCAUCAAAUGAUAACCUUAGAUUUAAUGAUAUUCGCAAGUUGCACUUAUCUUCAUGGCAACAUUUAGGUCAUGCUAUUCAUUCAAAUAGAAAACAGCAUUGGAGCAUCCGUCAGAGACCUAAGACUGAAUUGUUCAAGGAACUUAAGCUAACUGCUACAAGGGAACUUGCUCAUGAUGAUGAGUCGAGUGUAGAUAAGCUUGUAAGCAGAUGGGGAGAACAGUCCUCUGAUGAUAGAUCAUUUGUAACUAAUUCAGAGAGUUCUCCUGAUUGUAAAAAGUGGACGAGGAGGAAGCAGUUGUUGCAGUUUGAUAAGAGUUAUAGACCUGCAUUUUAUGGCAUUUGGCCUAAGAAAAGUCAUGUCAUUGGACCACGCCACCCUUUUAGGAAGGAUCCAGACUUGGAUUAUGAUAUUGACAGUGAUGAAGAAUGGGAAGAGGAGGAUCCUGGUGAAAGCCUCUCAGAUUGUGACAAGGACGAUGAAGAACGAAGUUUAGAGGAAGGAUGUUCAAAAGAUGAAGAAGAAGAAAGUGAAGAUGGAUUUUUUGUACCUGAUGGGUAUCUCUCAGAAAAUGAGGGAGUACAAGUUGACAGAAUGGAAACUGAUCUAUUAGUUAAGGAGGGCAGAGGAUCAGAAAGUUGCAAUCAAGACUCAGAAAGUGAGGAAUUUUACAUGUUGCUUCAACAACAAAAGUAUCUGAACAACUUAACAGAGACUGCACUUCGGAAAAAUCAGCCCUUGAUUAUAUUAAAUCUAAUGCAUGAGAAAGUCCCAUUAUUACUGGCAGAAGAUCUAACUGGUACUCAUAAAUUGGAAAAGAUGUGUUUGGAAGCUCUUAGCAUGCGUACUUUCCCAGGUUGGCUGCCUAUGGAAAUAUCAAUGGCAAACAUACAAUCUGAAGAUCAAGAUGUGUGUGGUUCAAGUGGCAAGGCCACUAGAACACAUACCUCAACUGCAAUAACCAUAAAAGGAUCAGAUAUGCCUAUAAUUGUUUCUGCUAUUCAGUCUUGCCCACAUAAUAUCAACAAAGUGGUGGAAUCCUUGCAGCAGAAAUUCCCAACUGUGCCAAAGUCUCAAUUAAGAAAUAAAGUUCGUGAGAUAUCUGAUUUUGUAGACAAUCAUUGGCAGGUCAAGAAAGAAAUUCUGGAUGAAAUUGGCAUAUCAAUAUCACCAGCGAAGGGAGGGAUACGGAUGCAAAAUAUUUCAACGUUUUUCUCAAAGAGGUGCUUGCCUCCAGCUGGUAAAAGUAUCAAUCCCAUUGAGAGUUCUCCGCAGUCAUCUCUAAAAUCUGAUUCUGUAGUGGAGGGGCAACAGGCUUUCACAUGCUCACACCUGUAGCCUUCCUGUUUUCUGUUGUUUACCUUUCUGCAAAAAUCCCAAUAGGGUGUAAUUACAAAUCCUCUCAUAUAAGUUGAAAUGUCAUAAAUUUUGUUCUGAAUCGCUGAGUUGAAUCAGAUGGCUAACCAGAGCUCUUGUAAAAUGAUACUGACAGGAAUGUUUUAGGUUAGUCUAGACUAUAAAUGCUUAUGGCUUUGGCUUCACUUUUGUUUCA